Molecule: messenger RNA, 711 nt
Organism: Dentiscutata erythropus
Lineage: Eukaryota; Fungi; Glomeromycota; Glomeromycetes; Diversisporales; Gigasporaceae
Source: the annotation of a GenBank genome assembly
AUGGGUCAACCAGUAAGAGCCCUAAAAAAAACUUUGCGCAAAGAAAUGGGCAGCCUUCUCAACCAGAUUCCCCUCGAGAAAAUUGAAGAAGAAAGCGCUAUCGUAGUAGAAAAGGUAAUUUCUUCACAAGAAUAUCUGUCAAGCACACAUAUAAGUGUGUAUCUUAGUAUGCCAAAGGCCGAAAUUUCAACAAAAUCUAUAAUUCAUGAUAUAUUUAGUAAAGGGAAAAUAUGUUAUGUUCCGCGUUGGGAUGGAGAUAGUAUGGAAAUGGUCAAACUUGAGUCUCUAAAAGAUUAUACAUCACUUAAAAUUAAUAAGUGGAAUAUUCCAGAACCAGAUCAUGAUCAAAAUCGAGAUAUCGCAACUCAAUUGGAUUUGAUUAUAAUGCCUGGACUUGCAUUUGAUCUUAAUAGAAAUAGACUUGGUCACGGCAAAGGUUAUUAUGAUAAAUAUUUGACGAAAUGCCGACAAUGGAGUAAACCACCGCUAACCACAGAGCUGUCACUGGACUACACUGGACAUAUUCCAGUGCUGCGCCACUGGACUACUGGACAUAGUAAUCCAAUAUGGUCCAGUCCAGUGCCUUUAGCCACUGGACAUAUGGCACUUGCCUUAGAUAGUCAAAUAUUAAGAGAUAAAGAUAUCCCAGUGACUGAUUAUGAUCAAAAACCUGAUUUCAUUUUAUCACCGCUCCAAGACAUUAGCAUUUGA